UGCUUCCUGAAGUCUUUCCCAUUUGUGUAUCCCAGUCUGCGUUGCACUUUAACAGCUUCCAGAUAUGAUGAACUGCCCAUCAUCUGGACCACAGGGCAACAGUAUAGAGCCUUGCCAGAAUGCACCGCAAAUGGGGGCCCCAGUGUGGCCCAGUCAACCAUACCAACCUUGCUGGCCCUAUCAGCCCAACCAGGCUAACUGGCCUGGGAUGCAACCUACUGUACAGAACUGGCCAGCUUACCAGCCAGUACCACCCACCCAGUCAGUUUGGCCAAGUCCUCCACCAAUGGGACCUACCCAGCCAAGCCAACCAAUGCCACCAAGCCAACCCAUCUCACCAAGCCAACCAGUGCCACCAAGUCAACCUAUCUCACCAAGCCAACCCAUGCCACCUAGCCAACCAAUCCCACCAAGCUGGCCUUCACAGCUUCCCAAACCCAUUCCCCCAUCAUGGCAUGGAAACCCUGGGCAGCCAGGAUGGCCUAAUCAGGGUCCCUCUGGAACUCAGCAGCAUUUAUGGCCACUUGUCCCACCCACAGGGCCUGUGUCAGUGCCUUUCAACAUGAAUUUUCCCCGAGGCAUCUAUGAUAAGCUGAUGCUUACAAUAAGGGGACAAGUGAAGCCUGAUGCAAAAAUGUUUACUGUUAAUUUCCUGCGUGGUAAUGACAUCGCCCUGCAUAUCAACCCACGCUUCAAUGAAGGAGGGAAGCAGGUCCUUGUUCGCAACCACAAGCUGGGGGAACAGUGGGGACAAGAGGAGAGAACUCUUCUGGCACCAUUUCCCUUUGUGGCAGGACAAAACUUUGAGAUGAAGAUCCUCUGUACAAGCAACGAGUUCAAAGUGGUGGUCAAUAACACACCUGCAUUUGAGUUCAAGCACCGCAUCAGAGAGGUGAACCAGAUCGAUCGGAUCAACAUCCUGCAUGAUGUCAGUCUUACAUCUGUCAACGUGGACACUCUUCCCUGAGACACGGCUACAUAACUGCUAUCUCUGCCCUACCCUAUCAAGACUGCAUGUGUAUAAUGCUCAAACUCCAACGUUAAUUCUGCUGUCCCUUAUAGUCCGGCUGUUAAGCAACAACAAAAAAAACAUGUACGGUAAUUGCUCGUUUUGUGAUAGAAGCCUGAAAUUUGGCACACUAGCUCAAGUUGAUGUAGAAUAUAAUUCUAGACAUGGGGGCAUUUCAAAUUCAGCUUCUAAACCCUGGAACACGCAUGUGCAAAAUCGACCCAACACGAAAACGAGGCUAAACGAAUUUUCUUUUGUUUCAAGGUAUUUUUAUAAGAUUGCUUACAACAAAUGACACAUUGAUUGAAUGUCUACCUCACAAAUGGAGGACUUUGUUUUUCAAACAUGUCACGUGACUGAGAGAAAAUAUAUACAAUGCUGAAAGGCAUUUUGAAAUUGAAAUGCUAUUACGGUACUAAAAGGAGUAAAUGGAGAAGCUAUUUUGGUAGUUGGUAGUCAAUACCGGGCAAAAUUUACACCAUUGCACACUGGAGUCAAUAUUUCUGUGGUAUUAAGAUUGCUUAUAAACACUGGUGCCCACUCUAUUCAUGGUUUUCAAGAUGGCGACACCCAUGUGUAGACAGACAUUGUGGAAAGUUGCUUCUCUACAGUGACUGAAAUUUCCAAGUAAGUAUUUUGCUUACUGAAUUAAUGAAUGCAUACAUUUAUUCAUAGAAAUAGUGUUUAUGAUUAAAUAGUUGCAUUCAGGCAGGUAAAACAAAUUAAUGUAGCAGUCAAAUUCAGAAUAUUGAUUUUAGAUUGUUAUAAACACUGUUUUGAGAAGAACUGUAAGGUUUUGUCUUUAAAACCCUGAACUACACUACCGUUCAAAAGUUUGGGGUCACCCAAACAAUUUUGUGUUUUCCAUGAAAAGUCACACUUUUAUUUCCCACCAUAAGUUGUAAAAUGAAUAGAAAAUAUAGUCAGUCAAGACAUUUUUCUGGCCAUUUUGAGCAUUUAAUCGACCCCACAAACUCAAUCUGCUCAAAGGAAGGUCAGUUUUAUAGCUUCUCUAAAGAGCUCAACUGUUUUCAGCUGUGCUAACAUGAUUGUACAAGGGUUUUCUAACCAUCCAUUAGCCUUCUGAGGCAAUGAGCAAACACAUUGUACCAUUAGAACACUGGAGUGAGAGUUGCUGGAAAUGGGCCUCUAUACACCUAUGGAGAUAUUGCACCAAAAACCAGACAUUUGCAGCUAGAAUAGUCAUUUACCACAUUAGCAAUGUAUAGAGUGGAUUUCUGAUUAGUUUAAAGUGAUCUUCAUUGAAAAGAACAGUGCUUUUCUUUCAAAAAUAAGGACAUUUCAAAGUAACCCCAAACUUUUGAACGGUAGUGUAUAUCUUUGUAUCAUAUAUUUUGUUUAUGCUUGUAUUAACCCAGAAUAUUUAAAUGAUUCCCCAGAUACUAUGAAGUCUAUUGUUGAAAGCUCUAUAAUGAAAGUAAUGAGAGUGAGGACUGGGGUCUGUGUUUUGUCAACAACAGACAGAAGAACCAGUGCAGUGCCCUGCUGUGUCCAGGGUUUAGAAGCCAAAUUGGAAAACGUCCCCAUAUCUAGAAUUAUUUUAUAUAUAUAUAUAUAUAUAUAUAUAUAGGCGGCACGGUGGUGUAGUGGUUAGCGCUGUCGCCUCACAGCAAGAAGGUCCUGGGUUCGAGCCCCGGGGCCAGCGAGGGCCUUUCUGUGUGGAGUUUGCAUGUUCUCCCCGUGUCCCCAUGGGUUUCCUCCGGGUGCUCCGGUUUCCCCCACAGUCCAAAGACAUGCAGGUUAGGUUAACUGGUGACUCUAAAUUGACCGUAGGUGUGAAUGGUUGUCUGUGUCUAUGUGUCAGCCCUGUGAUGACCUGGCGACUUGUCCAGGGUGUACCCCGCCUUUCGCCCGUAGUCAGCUGGGAUAGGCUCCAGCUUGCCUGCGACCCUGUAGAAGGAUAAAGCGGCUACAGAUAAUGAGAUGUAUAUAAUCAACUUGAGCUAGUGUGCCAAAUUUCAUGCUUCUAUCACAAAGUGAAUUUCUCACUUUAACAGCCGACUAUUAACACUAGUCAAUUUAUACUGCAAUGCAAGUAUUUCACUUUGGAAGCUAUGCAAGUCUUUCCUUCCACAGAAUGUUUGUAUGUGCAUGUACACAGAUGCAUGCCAUUUCUAAUUUAACAAACGCUCUUGCUGAAGGGUUGUUUUGCAUCUCUCAGACACACAAACCUUUUUCCUUAAAUGUAGUACAGAGUGAUGUAAAGUCUUGUUUGUAUUUGAGAGAAAAGCUAUAGGAAAUUGUGUUAUUUGAUGAUUAUUCAGUAAUGUCACAAACUGAUGCAAAAUGACUACAGUUGGCUAAUUGUUUAUUAAAAUCAGCAAAAAUA
This is a messenger RNA of Neoarius graeffei (lesser salmon catfish), 3359 nucleotides long. RefSeq names its product galectin-3. The record is from RefSeq and is a predicted model, not a curated record. Gene Ontology annotation, biological process: macrophage chemotaxis; positive regulation of calcium ion import; positive chemotaxis. Gene Ontology annotation, molecular function: laminin binding; carbohydrate binding; IgE binding. Lineage: Eukaryota; Metazoa; Chordata; Actinopteri; Siluriformes; Ariidae. The transcript is spliced from 5 exons. Gene Ontology annotation, cellular component: nucleus; immunological synapse. The coding region runs from base 65 to 967 and encodes 300 amino acids.